Messenger RNA from Vicia villosa (hairy vetch), 1611 nucleotides. RefSeq lists its product as uncharacterized. The coding region runs from base 561 to 881 and encodes 106 amino acids. NCBI's taxonomy places the organism in Eukaryota, Viridiplantae, Streptophyta, Magnoliopsida, Fabales, Fabaceae. The record is from RefSeq and is a predicted model, not a curated record. The transcript is spliced from 4 exons.
CCUUAAGCAUCAACUUAUCUUAUAUACCACAUCAAACGCUAAAUUAGGGUUCCUAGAGAAAACAUGAUCAAACCAAAAUUCCUAAACAUCUUUCAAAUUUCAAAAACACUUCCUUUAAACCUAAAUUUAAUUUGGGUAUUACUUUUAACUUAAGCUUUUGUCUUCUUUAUACGCUGAAACACCAGCUAUGAACUUCUCCUUUUUCCUUCGCUUUAUUCUUCAAUCGAGAAAUUACUGCUAUGAAUGGGAAUCCCACAUCGUUGCCUCCUCCAUACAUUGGCGGUUCUCAACAAAAUUCAGUCUUUCGUUUUGAUUAUGGCUAGGAUGAGCAAGAGGUUCAAAAUGAAGUUCACCAGCCAAGGUGGCUUGACGAUUUUUUGGGGAAAACGUUCUUUGAACCGUGUUCUUCUCAUUUGAAUCGAUGGAAUAACUUGAAUAUUUACUGUAUAAACUGCAAAGUAUCUGCUUGUAAGUAUUGUCUGUCCUCAGGGCAUCAUCAAAAUCAUCAGAUACUUCAAGUUUUCAGAAAUGUUUACAAGGAUGUUGUCUGCCUUGCUGCUAUGGAAACUUAUAUCGAUUGCUCAAAAAUUCAGCCCUUCAAAUGCAACAAAAGGCUGGUCUUGAAUUGUCUUCCAAUUUGUGGAUCUACAUUUGAUGACGCGGCAUCAUGCAACACCAGUAGAAAGUCGAAAGAAGCUCAUCCGUAUCACUACUGCUCCAUUGCUUGCAUGGUAAAAGCUGUUUCAAGAAACUCUGAUGAUUCAGUUCCUUCCAUCAGUUCCAUCCAAGCUCCUUCUCAUGAAUCACGGGUGGAAGCUUCUGAACCUUCCAAGCGAAAAAGGAAACGGAAAGGAACACCUCACAGAGCUCCAUUAUUUUAAGAGCCUUAAGGGGUCACCAAUUCUUUGAUAAUUUCAGUUAUCGAACUUGAAUAAAAUAAUAAAGUUCAUAUAGACGUGAAUUAGUCAUGAAGUUUUGAAUAUUAGAAAUAUUUUGGAUUUUGUUAUUUUAUUUUUUGGCUUGAACUUCCUCAUUAUCUUCUGGUACUAUAUCAUGAUGUUUUAUAUGAUAUUCAACAUUUUUUACUCUUAAUCUUAACUGUUUAUUUUUAACAUCAAUUCUUAACAUCUCGCAUCAAAGUUAUGUGAUGUUGAAGUUGCUGUCGAUUUUUUCUGAAUACGAGUUAUCGUGAUUCGUCGUUGUUUAGAAGUUAUUGUUUGCAUAGAAAACAAUUUGGAAGUGAAGACAUAAGGUGAAUAUUUGCCAGAAAUUUAUGGAGUUCACAAGUAUUUUGCCUCAAAUUUGGUGUUACAUUUUAAUAUCGAGCUCUUUCUCUCAAAUGAAAACAAAGUACUAUACAUUUCGCCAAAAAAAGAAUCGACAUUACAACGAUUAGUCAGUUAUCAAAAAUUAGCAUUUCAAAAAAUUGUUUCAACAAAUGUAUAAUCCAACAAGGUUUUGUUCAACAGUUUACAAUCAGUCUAUCACAUUCAGUACCCAUAACCAUACUCAAGCAAAUGAGUAGCCUCAGGUGAAACAAGAAAUGCAUCAGCACAAUCCACCAUACCAUAGCUGAUAGAUUCAAUCCUUGGUGGCACAAGUGAAUCACAG